AUGAUAUUAGAGAAUUUUGUUUCGGACCAAAAUUAUAUAGGUUUUUCGCUAAACAAUUGAAGUAAGAUUAACAUGCCCCUCUCCAGUAUGCUCCGUAGCACCCUGCAUCAAGCUAAACGGAAACAGAGACCUCUAUUUUGAUUCUCUCCUAUUCCCUAUUAAUCAACGAGACGCUGAAUCAAGCAAAAACUUUUCUGGCUUCGCAUAACUUCAAUGGGCCGCAGAAAAACCGAUUCGGAACUCGGUCGUUAUGCACUUGUCAUCCUCUUCUUGAUGAGUACAAUUUCCUGCUGCAUGGUCUAUAUCUGCUUCUCUAUAGUUUUCAGACCCAGAACAGCAUCUCUGGAUUUAGGAGCCAAUAAAUUUGUGGAGAGUGGACAACGAGAAGAUGGCGAGUGUUGCAGAGGGAUUGAGCAUUUGGAGUUGUGGGGUGAUGCCGUGAAGUGGGGCUCUGAUUUCAGGGUGAAUUCUUCGAAACAUUGUUGUAUGGCUUGUAAGAAUAUGUGUGGUGGUGAGGAUGGACCUUGUUUGUGUGAUUCUUGGGUGUUUUGUGGGGAUAAAAAGGCUUGUGGGUCUAAAUUCGGCGAGUGUUGGCUGAAGAAACAGAAGGAUUCCUUGGAGCCUGAUCGGAGAGACUCUGGUGACCAGGUUAUGUGGACUUCUGGACUAGUUUUUGGGAAAGGAGAGGGUAUCAUUGGACUGGAAACAGAAUAUGGGAUGCUUCAUUUGAAACUUUUACCAGAUUGUGCCCCACAUUCUGUUUCGUAUAUUCUUGAGUUAUUGACAUUACAUCAUUGUGCGGGUUGCCAUUUUUAUCGUGCUGAAAGUCGUGGAAGGUUUUGGGAUUUAGAAGGAAAUCAUAUCAAACAGGCCCCAUUUGGCCCUCCAUUUGCACUUAUUCAAGGAACACUUGAAGCCCACGGGACGAUAUUCAAGGAUAUUCCAACAGAGGCAUGCCCUAUCAUAAGAAGAGGCUCAAUUGCAUGGGUUGGUUCUGGUCCAGAAUUCUUUAUCAGCUUGGCUAACCACAACGAAUGGCGAAAGGCAUACACUGUAUUUGGCUUUGUUCUUCCUGAGGAUAUGGAAAUCGUAGAGAAAAUUGCAAAUCUUCCAACCAAACCAGAGGUGUGGAGUAACAUUAAUGUUGCUGUCCUGGAAAAGCCUGUUCAAAUACAUUUCCGAAAAAUUAGAAAUCCUGGAAACCUGGACAGAAGUUCCAGUGAAUCGUAGUUUAAGAUGCUUAUUGUCAUGCUCUAUAUCUUCUCCCCAACACCCUCACUUCCUUUCUUUUGGAUUAGAUUUUAUGUACUUGGGAUGACUGGACUUGGGAUCUAUGUAAUACCGUUUAAAAUUUGUAGAUAGACAAUCAGACAAAAGAAAAAAAGAAUCAAUCUUAAUGGGCAUGGAAUCUGUGUUCA
Molecule: messenger RNA, 1418 nt
Organism: Hevea brasiliensis (rubber tree)
Lineage: Eukaryota; Viridiplantae; Streptophyta; Magnoliopsida; Malpighiales; Euphorbiaceae
Exons: 5
Coding region: 214-1230 (338 amino acids)
Biological process (GO): protein peptidyl-prolyl isomerization
Molecular function (GO): peptidyl-prolyl cis-trans isomerase activity
Source: RefSeq, a predicted model, not a curated record